This is a messenger RNA of Rodentolepis nana, 1113 nucleotides long. Lineage: Eukaryota; Metazoa; Platyhelminthes; Cestoda; Cyclophyllidea; Hymenolepididae. The record is from the annotation of a GenBank genome assembly.
AUGUGGUCUGCUUUUGAACCUAACGAAAUUCUUCUACCUGCAAGUCAGAAUGGCAAUAACACCAACAGCAAUAAUCCUAUCCAACCACCUGAUGUUUUCCAAAUGAUGUGGAACAGCGCUUUCUCGAGCUUCGUCAAUCCUAAUGUUAUCAAACCUGGAACUGAGAGAGAUGAAGCGGUUCUACAAAAGCACCUUUGUGCUACUUCCCUUCUACAACAAGCUCUAUCCAUUCUCUCCAAACGAUCUUCUACUGAAUUAGCUGAUAAUUCAAUUCCUUCAAAGAAUAUUGAAGGAGAAUCCGGCGGAAAUACACCACCCUCAUUCCAAAACCUCUCCUGUUCUGAAACCACCCUUAAUUCACCUCCAUGGUUGCCUUUUGGUGUAGUCUCAACUCAACCAAUCAAGCAGUCUCCUCCAGUUAUCGAUUUAUCUAAAGAGAAACCCCAAUCGCCGAAAAAGUACGAUAAAUUCUCGAUACCUCACUUGUUAGGUCAAGUGUCGUCAUCACCAGACGAAAACAUACGACCUGGCAAAGUCUGUUUUGAGUGCAAUAAUUGUGGAAGAAGCUAUGUAACAAAGACGGGUCUUCAGAGGCAUCAAAAUCAGUGCUCCAACAAGGUGUCUGAAAGUAUUCCAGCAUCACCGGAGUCUCUAGACCCAGAAGAUAGUCAAGCAACUUCUCCAUCUCCAAAUAACUCAAACGUUUCUAGGCAGUAUACUUGCCAUGUUUGUACUAAGGUUUACUAUUCAAUGUCCGCUCUGAAAAUGCAUAUUCGUACUCACACACUCCCAUGUAAAUGUAAUAUUUGUGGAAAGGCAUUUUCAAGGAUGUGGCUACUGAAUGGGCAUCUUCGAACUCAUACAGGGGAGAAACCGUUUGCCUGCCGAGUUUGUCAAAGAGCCUUCGCUGAUCGGUCAAAUCUGCGAGCCCAUAUGCAGACGCAUUCCGAGGUGAAACGAUACCGGUGUGACGAUUGCGGGAAAACCUUCUCUCGUAUGGGUCUGUUGACGAAACAUACUCGUUCUGGUUGUACAAAUAAGACAUCCACCAGUUCACCAACACCCCAAUCCGCUACACAAUUCCCCUGGAACUCAUCAUCAAUUUUUUCAUGA